AUGGAAGUCUUUGUAUUAAAGAUUGAAGAUCCAGGUUGCUUUUGGGUUACUAUGAAAGGAUGUGGGCCUUUCGUAGUUGAUGAAGGGACAUAUAAAAAACUGAAUGAUGAAAUGAAUCAGUUCUACGAUAAAUCUUGCAAAAAUGUGGAUGAAGUAAGGCCAGUAACGGUGGAAGAAGGCCAGGUUUGUGUGGUUUUCAGUGAGGAACUCAAAUGUUGGUGUAGAGCAGUAAUUAAGUCAGUCAUGUACUGUACGGAUCAUUAUCAAAUGGAAUGUUUCCUUGUGGAUUACGCAAAAUACAUUUUUGUUAAAUCAAAGGACAUUCGAGUUGCUCUGGAAGCAUUUAUGCAGCUGCCAUAUAGAGCAAAAAAGUGUAGACUGUAUCGCACAAGGCCAGUGACAUUGCGUAUCGACUUCUGUGAAGAGACUGCAAAACUAGUACCAGCCAAACGAUGGGAUAGUGCUGCUACUUGGUAUUUUCAGAACAUUCUCAAAGCCACUACCCAUAUGAAAGCCAAGUUAUGUGCCAUAGAAGAUAACACAUUUGAUGUUUUUCUUUAUGUGACAAUAAAAGAUGAAAAGGUAUGCGUUAAUGAUGAUCUUGUCUUGAAGAACUUUGCUCGUUUUGAGGAAGCUGAAGAGAAUACAGGGAGUUCUGCAGAUUAUCAGGAGAACGGAACAUCAUUAAAUGCUGAGAGUCUUCCAGUGAAAUUUGUUAGUCGUUCGCUUGCUUUCCAGCCAGUGCUGUUUCAGGAGAAGAUACCAACAGAUCCUGGAACAGGUCUUGCUGUUUCUAGUUCGUUCCUUGAAGACACACACCAAAGGUUAAGCACAGAUCAAGAUGAAAACACUGCGCCGAGUUCUCAAAAUCUUAAUGAAGAAAGAAGCUUUAUCUUUCUUAGCAACAAAAUUGAGCCAUCAUCAAGUCUGGAAACAGCACCACUUUUUCAUGAGCUCAAAAAGGAACUUGCUCGGAAAAAAUUUUUAGGCCCUAACUUCACAGAAUCUUACUGUUGGCCUUCAGUAGCUCGAGGAUGUGAUGUAGUUGCCAUCUCAUAUCAGGGAAAUGAUCCUUUCGUGUAUAUUCCACCACUGCUUACUUUAUUGCAGUUGAAAAGUUGCUACAAAGCCUUGACAAACAAGAGUGGACCACUAGCACUUAUUUUAUGUCCUGGGUGGAAGAAGGCACAACUUGUUUUUGAGCUGCUGAAAACAUACGAGAGAUGCUCCAGACAGUUUCAUCCGAUGUUGAUAAUACUUGGGCAGAACAAAGCAGCAGCUAGCAGUGUGAAAAUACAAGGCUGUGAAGUAAUUGUGACUACACCGUAUAGCUUCCUGAGACUGUUCGAACAUCACAAUUUAUUUUGUCGACUUUGCCAUCUUGUUCUUGAUGAGGUGGAGGUGCUGUUCUCUGAUGCUGCUGAACAGGUUUUUACUAUAUUAGAUUGUUACAAGAAAGCCAGUGUUAGUGAAGAGUGGGAGUAUUCACUGCAUCAGAUCAUUGGUGUUGGAACUCGUUGGAAUGAACACAUCACACGUUUGAUAAAGGAGUUUAUGAAUGAUCCUUAUGUCGUGAUAACAGCAGUAGAAGAAGCUUCCAUCUAUGGAAAUGUGCAACAGGUUGUGCAACCUUGUGUGAACAGUGAGAGAAUUGCUGUGUUACUCAAAAUACUGGAUUUUACCCACAGUAAUCCUCAGAAGGUGCUGGUAUUCACUAAUUCAGUAAACGAAGCAGAUGUUAUUCAUGAGGCACUGAAGAGCAACUCAAUAUUUUCCUUGAAAAUACAUAAAGAGAGCAAUUCCAAGUAUAUCUUAGAGCAGUGGACAAAAAAGCAUAGUUCUGGCACUCCUAUUCUGUUAGUUUCAACAGAUGACUGUAUGCAAUCUUUGGGAAUUACAGAUGCAACUUGCGUGAUACAUUUCAGUUUUCCUUCUCCAAGAAUCUUUGGUCAGCGUCUACGCACCAUGUCUGACCACUUCUGUAAUGUGAGUAAAUCUUUAAUGGAUCAGGAACGUAUAAAAACAAGAUCAGUCAUUUUGCUCACAGAAAACACUGACUGUCAUGCACUUGGGAUCCUGCGCUUUUUGCAGCACGCAGAAGCUGAAAUUCCACCAGAACUGCAUGAUUUUACUGCCAAGAUGCUAGAAGCUGAAGAAGAAAAGAAAUUUUCAAGGCCACUGUGCGCCUAUCUUAAAACAUUUGGGAUUUGCAAGAAUAGAGCAGCUUGUCCAGAUCGUCAUCAAAUUAAUAUGCAAAUGGAUAUACCCCAGAAUAUACCUGAUAAAAUUCUACAAGCACCUGGAUAUGUGACAAUAUUGCCUCUCCACAUUGUAAGUGCAACAAAUUACUUUGGUCGAAUAGUAGAUAAACAAAAGGACCAAUAUACAAUUCUUGCUGAAGAAAUUAAUGAGUAUUUUAAGAACCCUAGUAACAAAAUUUCUGUUAAAAAUGUGAAGGCACUAGCAUUUUAUGGAUUAUGUGAGAAAAGACUUUUUCACAGGGUUCAGGUGGUAGAGAUUUACCCAAAAGAGGAGGAAAAUUUGUUCUUUAGUGUCAAAAUUAAAUAUAUAGAUGAAGGCAGAACAAGUCAAGUUCAGAGCUGUCAGCUGCUUCACUUGCCUGCAAGGUUUCAGUGUCUGCCACCUCAGGCUGUGGAAUUCAUAGUUUGUAGAGUGAAACCCAUUGAUAAAGAAACUGAAUGGAACCCAGAGGUAACUCAUUACAUACAUCACAAAAUCAAAGGAAAACCACAUGAAGCAAAAAUAGUACAUACCUUGGGAAAUACAGCUUGGGUUGACCAAAUGGUAGGUAUAGAACUGUACCAUUACAAAAUAUUUGUAUCUAAACUCCUUUUUCAUAGAGCACACAUUCUUCUCUUUCCUUCU
Messenger RNA from Nestor notabilis (Kea), 2886 nucleotides. RefSeq names its product putative ATP-dependent RNA helicase TDRD12. The transcript has 21 exons. The annotation marks the transcript as partial. Gene Ontology annotation, molecular function: ATP binding; metal ion binding; nucleic acid binding. The record is from RefSeq and is a predicted model, not a curated record. NCBI's taxonomy places the organism in Eukaryota, Metazoa, Chordata, Aves, Psittaciformes, Psittacidae. Gene Ontology annotation, biological process: transposable element silencing; germ-line stem cell division.